Messenger RNA from Cylicocyclus nassatus, 435 nucleotides. NCBI's taxonomy places the organism in Eukaryota, Metazoa, Nematoda, Chromadorea, Rhabditida, Strongylidae. The record is from the annotation of a GenBank genome assembly.
GUUCCAGGUCUUUUUUUGGUGACGUCAUUGAUCACAAUGAAAAACGAAGAGGCAGCGGCUAUCAUGAAGUCUGUUUCUGACGCUUGGGAGAAAGAUUAUUACGCCGGAAAGUUGGAUAAGGUGAUCGAAGAUUAUUUUCAUACUGAUGCUGUUGUAGUCCAAAAAGGGGAGAAUGCUGUGUAUGGCAAGAAAGUCAUAGGAGAAAUGUUCAACAAAAUGUCAGAAGAAUAUGGGCAAGUCAAAUUUGAAAGGAAGAACGAAAAGUGCUGCGGUUGUGAUAGCUGUAUCUGCAUGUCCUGCGAUAUUAUCGUAGAAUCGCCGAAAAAAGGCAAAGAACUUGGAAAGUCAUUUCAAAUUUGGAGGAAGGAAGGCGGCAAAUGGAAAGUCUUUCAUGACGAGUUCGAAAUGAUAAAGAAUGAAAAGACCCACGUUUGA